This is a messenger RNA of Panicum virgatum (switchgrass), 2102 nucleotides long. RefSeq lists its product as uncharacterized. NCBI's taxonomy places the organism in Eukaryota, Viridiplantae, Streptophyta, Magnoliopsida, Poales, Poaceae. Bases 193 to 1797 code for a protein of 534 amino acids. The transcript is spliced from 6 exons. The record is from RefSeq and is a predicted model, not a curated record.
CUCCGAAGCCCGAACAGGCAAACACCUUCCUCUGUAUGGUUCCCAAUUGCUAAAAUUAAGGGUUCCAAUGCGGCGCCCGCCGCACCGACCGGCGGGCCGCCCCGCCUCCGCCCGCGGUUCCCUCCGCGGCGGCAGGCCAAGGUAGCUCGGACAGAAAUCCCAUCGCAUCGGUUUGUCGAAUGCGCAGGAGCCAUGGACGAAGACUACAACUUGGGAAGCAGCUCGGCGGACUGGGGCGGCGGCGAGCUGGCGGCCACCGCGCCCGAGCAGCAUCCGGCGGCCGGUCGCGUGUCGCGGCCGAACCAGAAGUGGUCGAAGAACUUCAGCACGGCGGAGGACGAGGCGCUGGUGCGGGCGUGGCUGGGCGUCGGCGUCGGCGUGGACCCGGCCCAGGGCGGCGAGCGCGCCGCCUACUGGAGGAGGAUCCACGACCGCUACCACGCCCGCGGCGGGGUCCAGUCCGGCCGCAACCAGAACUCCAUCACGCACCGCUGGUCCACCAUCCAGGACAGCGUCGGCAGGUUCGAGAGGUGCCUGGCGCGGGUCGACGGCGCCGGCCAGGAUGGGGUGAUAACCCAGGACGAGAUUAUGCAGGCACUUGCUCUGUACAAGGCCGAAGAUCAGAACAACAAGCCGUUUCAGUUCCUGCAUUGCUGGAACAUCCUGAGAACCCAUCAGAAGUGGAUCGACAGGUCUCAGAAACCGUCGUCCCAGAAGAAACAGAAGACCACUCCCAGUUCAAGUCCUAUUUCUUCUACCCUGCCAUAUUCUUCUCGCAAUGGCACAAAUCGAAAUGACAGCAAUAAAGAGGACGGCGUGAAUCAGCUGAUGGGUAAAGUAUGGGAUUGGAACAACAUGUAUGGAACCAACCUGAAGAAGUUUGAUGGAUCGGUUCUUGCUGCCAAUGAGGAUGGUGGAAGAUGCGAAGAUGAUGUCACAGCUCUCAGGGAGGAUCAUGGAGAUGACCCUAAAGAUGGCAGUAGUGGCCCUGAGUCCUCAGCAGAUAUUGAUGAUUGGCAAGACGGCCACCGUGUGGUGCAAUUUUUGGCCAUUUCUGCAAACUUCCCUAUCUGCGCAAUCAAUGGCUACGACGGGGAACAUGGCCGGUGCAUCUAUGCCCACUCGGAGGGCGAAGUACAAGAGGAUGGAAUGGUCGAUUUGGUGCCCAUUGGACCCUGUGAACUUCUCAUGGCUUACGGUGCCAUCGGCUUGGAAAUUUUCUAUUACACUACAGCCCGUGAUGAGGGGCAUUUUGUUAGGGAAGAUGAGGGGGGUCUACGGCCCCUUGGUCCUCGCAUUAUAGUGCAGUGGAAUGUUGAUGACAAUGAUGAAAUUGAGGGAUACACAAAAACCAUUAGUCCAGGCCCUGGCCGCGAUCUGGAGAUCACAUACUUGGUGAUUCCCACCGCCGUUCAGACUAGUGUUGAGGUCAGGUUGAAGCUCAAAGACCUCGGUUAUAGAAGCCGUGCUGUGUAUGGUAAGAUCAAGGCAAAUGCCAUUGACUAUAGGAACAAAAGGGUUCACCUCUUCAGUUGUGAUCGAGGGAGGUGCUUGUCCUUUCCCUCUGGCACCACAUCCAUUCUUCCCCUGAGCCCGUCUAAGAUUGCCUUGCCAUGUAGUCGGCUGCUCAAAUUCCACAUAGAGGUGGACUUGACAGUAAUCACUACCUGUGAGAGCCAUGAAGAAGACAAGAAUUUGAAAUUCAGUCUAGAAUUCACCCGUGGAAUUACGAGUCAAGAAAGAGAAGUCGAUGAUGAUCGAGUUCAAGUGGAAAUAAAAUAUGACUCGGAAUAUUGAUCAUCCGUACUACAAGCUGAGAUGCAAAGGGGUGCUGUAGUAGUUGCAGCAUCAGAAGAUGACUAUGGAACAAGUGAAGGGGUGCCGCUAUAGUCACAGCAGAAAAUCUGUAACUUCAUACGUGUUUGCCAAAUCAUGCUACCUAUUGUCGUUUUUAUUUCAACUGAACUAUUUGUGUCGUUCGGUGAGUAGGUAUCAAAAUAUAGCAUGAAGAUUCUGUGGCUGCAAAUUAAAUUUUUGAAGGGUUUUGGCACUAGGUCUUGUUAAUGUUGUGUGACCAAUCAGCAUACAAUUUAUAGAUGAAA